Messenger RNA from Vicia villosa (hairy vetch), 906 nucleotides. Its product is annotated as protein CENTRORADIALIS-like. The transcript is spliced from 4 exons. Gene Ontology annotation, cellular component: nucleus; cytoplasm. Gene Ontology annotation, biological process: vegetative to reproductive phase transition of meristem; negative regulation of flower development. Bases 66 to 590 code for a protein of 174 amino acids. NCBI's taxonomy places the organism in Eukaryota, Viridiplantae, Streptophyta, Magnoliopsida, Fabales, Fabaceae. The record is from RefSeq and is a predicted model, not a curated record.
CAAGAAUUACCUGAGUUGUACUCUUAAGUUCUUCCCCUAACCUUUCUUUUUUUCUUUUUCAAAAAAUGGCAAGAAUGUCUCAAGAACCACUCAUUGUUGGUAGAGUGAUAGGUGAAGUUCUUGAUUCCUUUACCACAAGCAUGAAAAUGACUGUUAGUUACAACAAGAAACAAGUCUUCAAUGGCCAUGAGUUUUUCCCUUCCUCUAUCAACAUCAAACCCAAAGUUGAGAUUGAUGGUCCUGACAUGAGAUCCUUCUAUACACUGGUGAUGACAGACCCUGAUGUUCCUGGCCCUAGUGAUCCUUAUCUCAGAGAACACUUGCACUGGAUUGUGACAGAUAUUCCAGGAACAACAGAUGCUACAUUUGGGAAAGAGAUUGUUAGCUAUGAAAUUCCAAAGCCAAAUAUAGGAAUACACAGGUUUGUGUUUGUUCUAUUCAAACAAAAGGCAAGAGAUUCAGUGAGAGCAACACCAUCUUCAAGGGAUCAUUUCAACACUCGUAGCUUUGCUUCACAGAAUGAUCUUGGUCUUCCUGUUGCUGCUGUUUACUUCAAUGCUCAGAGAGAAACCGCUGCAAGAAGACGCUAGUUUUAGCUACUAGCAUCCAGCACCUAUGAUUAAGCAAGGUUAAUUAAUUAAAUAGUUAUUAAUUAUAAUAAAUAAAGUGAUUAAUAGUAAUAAUAUAUAAUAGUAUAGUAUACAUGCUAUAAACCUAGUUUGGUCUGUUUUUUACGUACUUGUGUUGCAGAAAGGGAAUCAUUUUCUGUGUGUUGUUAGUUACUGUCCAUUGGAUAUAUAUAUUAUUGUACUGUGUCUUUGUUAUGUGUCGUGUCGUGUGUGUAUCAAAGUAGUAAUCUUUUAACUUGUUUUAUUAUACAUAUCAAGAAAUAAGAGAAGUUGUUGU